Molecule: messenger RNA, 4577 nt
Organism: Elgaria multicarinata webbii
Lineage: Eukaryota; Metazoa; Chordata; Lepidosauria; Squamata; Anguidae
Gene: LASP1
Product: LIM and SH3 protein 1
Exons: 7
Coding region: 219-1016 (265 amino acids)
Cellular component (GO): focal adhesion
Molecular function (GO): actin filament binding
Source: RefSeq, a predicted model, not a curated record
CGCGCCCCUCUCCCCUCAGUCGAUUCCAGCCGUUGCCGGGGCGGCUUCCUGCCUUGCCUUGCCUGACUUCGCCUCGCCUGCCUGACUUCCCCUCGCUUCGCGUAGCCCCGCCGCGGGCGCGGUUUUGGAGGCAGCGGGGACGGACGCGCGCUCUCUCUCUCUCUCUCGCCCCUUCCCCUUCAUCCGCACGCCCAGGCACACUCCCCGCUUCCGCCGCCAUGAACCCCAGCUGCGCCCGCUGCGGCAAGAUCGUUUACCCGACCGAGAAGGUGAACUGCCUCGACAAGUACUGGCAUAAAGCAUGUUUCCACUGCGAGGUCUGCAAGAUGACUCUCAACAUGAAAAACUACAAGGGCUAUGAGAAGAAGCCAUACUGCAAUGCACACUACCCGAAGCAGUCCUUCACCAUGGUGGCAGACACUCCAGAGAACCUGCGCCUUAAGCAGCAGAGCGAACUUCAGAGUCAAGUCCGCUACAAGGAGGAAUUUGAAAAAAAUAAAGGCAAGGGCUUCAGUGUAGUGGCUGACACCCCUGAACUACAGCGGAUCAAGAAGACUCAGGAUCAGAUCAGCAAUAUAAAGUACCAUGAAGAGUUUGAGAAGAGCAGAAUGGGCACAUCUGGCGGGGAAGGAGGGGAACUGGAACGCCGCAAUUCCCAGGAGGGCGCCAACUACAGGAGGACAGUGGAGCAGCAACCACCACCGCACCAGCAACCUCACCAUGUCCAGCCAAGUACCCCUGUUUACCACCACCAGCCACCGCAACAGCCAGCCCCUCAGUCCUACUACAAGGAACCCGCAGCACCUGUCUCAAUACAGCGUAAUGCCCCAUCUGGAGGAGGGAAACGGUUCCGUGCAGUCUAUGAUUACAACGCAGCUGAUGAAGAUGAGGUCUCCUUUCAAGAUGGUGACACCAUCAUCAAUGUGCAGCAGAUUGAUGACGGCUGGAUGUAUGGCACCGUUGAGCGGACCGGCGACACGGGCAUGCUUCCAGCCAACUAUGUGGAGGCUAUAUGAGCUCCGCUCCGGUGCCACCCUGAAAGCAAGCAAGCAGGGGGAGGGCUCUCGUGUGCUUCUUGUUCCAUUAUCCCUUCUCUGCUGUCUCUCGUCACACAUCAAUUAUUUUGUUAUGAACCUCUGACAUGGCCAUCUUUAGUCUUCUGCCAAAAUAGCCUUGUUUUGGAGGCAUUUGAACUCGGGGCGGGUAUCUUUUUUGUUUUUUACUCUCAUAUGAGACUUUUCUCAAAGACCAGCUGUCCUUCCAUCCUCUCUCUCAGCUUUCAUGGAACAUGGCACUGUGCCCUUCUCCCCCCUCAGGGCUCUGCCAUUUUGGUGACUGAUUGGGAUCCUGAAUGAAGCGAGCCCAACUUAACCAAACUGCUACAUGGGACCAGGAAAAAGUGUAGGGAGGGGCAGGGGCAGAAACCAUUGCCAUGCUUGCUUUUGGGGAGUGUGGAGCUUUGAGUAAUUUGGGAGAGUCUCUUAUCCAUUUCCAUUCAAAAAUUUAUCCAAGGCCUCUGUUUGCAUGUUGAUCCUUGCUCACUUAUAUUCUGUUAAGCCUUCCUUUCUAUAAACUUUAAAUAUCAGUUUGAAAGAAAUCAAAUCAUUUGUUAAAAGCAGGAGAGCCUUUGGUGGAAUCGAAAGAACCAGCGUAUGUGUAAUGUCUACAAGGGAGAUAAAAGCCAAAGUAGUUGCUGGUGUACAGGUACAGAAGAAGGGGUUUAGGAGGAAUAAUGAUACUUCUAGUCAGGGUGCCCAAGAAUUGGCUCUUGGAUGCCCUGGCUCAAUAAGAGUGGGCAUCUACUUAGGCUUGAUGUGAGGCAUGAAGAGAACAUGCAUCCUGUAUUCUUGGGGAUAAGCAGCUGGGCCUAAGCUGCUGUCCAAGAUUUUGCAGCUAAGGAAUAUUAGUCUGCAUGGCUCAAUUUUGGUGCUACCUCCUGGCUUGAGAGAGUGAGAGGAGGAACAGCAUAUUCCAAAUGCUUCUGGCUAUUCCUGCUGCCCUCCCCACCCCCAAAAAAGUAGCUUCAGAGCAAGCCUCUGAACCAGCCUAUGCAAGACCCCCUUAGCUAAUGCCUGCAAAUAGCUCCUUGUUCAAAAUCUCUGGUGUCAGUGUCGUUGCCCCAUCCCUUUCUUUUUGUUAGCGCCCGUGUGCAAAUAACUAGGCACUUCCCUGAAUAACCUUAAGUAUAGCAGCCCUAGGUAAGAAGAAUCACACUUGCUGUGGAGGUGCUAUCUUUGGGACCAGUUCUUCUUUUUCAUUGGGAGCUUUCAUAGGGCUCCACUGAAGGCGGAUCCUUGUCUAGAGCUUUUUCUCCUGAACCCAAGUCUCUGUCGGUCAAAAGGCAGACUAGUUGACAGCUUCAUCUCCCUAUCUUGUACCUUUUGAGCCAAGCAAUGUUUACAAUCUUUUCUCCAACCCACUGCCCCCCAACCAGCCUGGCAGUUGGGUGAAGGGGUCAGGGGAACACAUUCCUUGCACUAGAAACAUACCUCUUCCCCUUUCUCUGGUAUCAAGCUGGCAGUUGCUGGCUUGGGAUAGUAUCAUGGACCAAAAGCAAAUUCAGUGAAGUAUUUUGCUGUCAAAAUAGCAGGGAAUUAUUAUAUAACUGGAAAUUUAUGACGCUGGGGUGGUGUAAUGGAAGAAUAAAGGCAGGGCAGAUUCCUCUGAAGCAGGAGUGAGAUUCUUAAGUCACUAUUCAUUUGCUGUAUAUUGAUUGCUUCUUCUCCCACUACUUUUAAAGAUCUGCAUUGAAGCCCCAGAGUCACUUCUGUGUUGGCAAAAAAGGGCAAGUCCUGUUGGAGCAACAUGCAACCAGUUUCUCUGCACCGCAGCAAAACAAAACCUUAAAAAUGGAUCAGAUUGCUGAUGUCUGUUACUUGUUUAGAUGUGAUGUGACUGCAGAUAUUUCCAAAUGGAAGUGAUCUCUGGGAAUUAUCUGCUGUCUUUAAAUGUAACAUGAGAAGUAGCUCUAAGCCACUUUAGUAGUUGUCUCUGUCCUAAUUAGGACAACUGAAACAGUUGGUGAAUGGACCUCUGGGGGUAGACUUUUAAAACCUUUUUUUAAAAAUGCCCUUCAAAGGCACUUCAUGGAGAGGUACUUUGGUCCACUGAAUUCCUUUCUGUUUUUGUUGUUACUUCAAUACCUGGAAUAAAUAAGGACCAAGGGUUUAAAAACACACACACCUUCUACAUUAUGCCAGCACUGCUUGCAUGUAUCCACACCUGAUCUCCCCUUUUCCCCUUCUGUACAGCUUAUCGGGGGCUAGCUUUCUCCCCGCAUUAUUUCCACUGUUCUGUGUAUUUUUGAGGUGCAGAGAAAGAAUAAACCUAGAUAAGAUUAAUAAGCACCCACUUAGUCUCUUUACAAGAGGUGCAAAAUAGGCUUACGUUAAGCAAGGGUUAAGGAGACCUUUCUCCCUCAAUGUUUAGAUCCCUCAAGUUGAAAACAAAGGGAUACUUCAUUUUGUCACUCCUGUAGUAAGUCUUGCAUUUCUUUGUAUCUGGUUGAGUGCAGUAUGCUAGCGUCUUCUGGCUUAAUCUCACAGGAGUUUUAGACUUCCCUUGUUGGGUCCCUGCCUCAGUUUAAAAUUAUGAAGUUCCUGCACAGCCCUCAAAUCAGUGGCAGAAACAGUGACCAAAUCAUCUACUAAGGUAGUAGAAGCACAUACAUUUUAGAAUCUUUUUCAUAAAGUCCUAGUUUCUACCUUUUCUUUGGACACUUGCACUAGUGAAAAAGGUGUUAAAAGAGAGGAGUGUUUCAGAUUCCUCUUUGCCAUAUCUGUACCCUAGAGAAAUCCAUGUGUAGAAAUAGAAAGGUCACUGAGAAUGGUGGCAGCUUUUUCUUUAACAAGAUCAUUUUUAGAGGGAUGCUAUAGGUGUCUAGGGACCACCUAACCUUGGGGUGAACUUUCAGAUGGUGCCAACAAGAGUGACUGACGGGUGAGGAGAGGUCACAAUCUUCUUGGUGCUAAGGCAGAAGCACAAGCUUAAUCAUGGCUGUUUUUCUAACUGAUGAGAAUGAGGCAAAAUCAUGUCUAGACAAUCCUUGAGAGGACAACUUUUUAUGCGGAAGAUACAAAAUAACAUAAUGUGAAUAAAUAUUUUUAGAGGACCAAAUAAAAUGCUCAUUUUUAAAAAUCUGUCCUAGCUUUUUCACCCCUGCCCUGGGAGAAACGGUUUCUCACUGCUUGAUUUUUUUUUCUGCCUUCUUUAACUUAUGCACUUUUGCCUUUGAUUUUUUUCCAAUAGCUGAAAAGCACCUAAACCUGUAUUUAAAUAAAUAAAAUGUAAAAAAAGAAAAACAGCUAAAUUGCAUCUGUGUAGCCAUUUUAUUCAUGUCAAAUCUCCUGUACAUCUUAGCUUUUCAGGCUAGAUUUCAGUGUCUGAUAUUAGAAUGAUUUGGGGGUUUGGAGUAUAUUUUGGGGUUUUCAUUUGUUGUCUUUGUGUAUUUCUUCUUUAUGGGCUUUGCACGCCCUCUCCAAAAGUCAUUUGGCCUUUUUCAAUGGCACCAUAGAAUCAAAUGUAACACCAGGACUCUUCUGGUUUACACCAAUUUGAAAAUAAAAGUAUAAUUUUUA